AUGACGCGCCGCGACGCGCGAUCGCGCGCGCCCGUCCUCGGCGUCGUCCUCGUCGUCGUCCUCGCCCGCGUCGUCGACGCGUCGACGCGCGACGGGGCGACGCGAGGGCGAUUCGGCGUGGGAAAAUCAUCGCCAUCAUCAUCGACGUGGCGCGACGCCGCGCACGCGAUCGCGCGCGCGUGCGCGAACGCGCGAGCGAGAGAGACGUGCGCGAGCGAUGCUCUGGUGGCGUCGGUGACGUCGGCGUCGAGAGACGCGGGGGCGGCGACGUGCGCGGCGAGAGAGCUCGCGCGCGGCGGCGGCGAGACGCCGGACGACGGAGGCGACAUGUCUGGUGGUGGGAAAACGCUCGUGACGUGUGAAAACGUCGGACGAACGAUCGGAAGGGUGGUGCGAGGGAGUGGGGGGGUAAACCCGCUGGCGUGCGGGGAGGCGGGGGACGUCGCGUGCGACGGGAGCUGCGCGCGCGGAUACUUCGCCGAGCACUUCGCGCGGGCGAAGACGGAGACGACGUCGGGGUCCGUGGGCGUGGGGCUGAGGGAGGCGUGUGAUGGGGCGAAUUUCGGAUCGGACGCGAUGUACGCGUCGUGCGCGAGAGGGGUGGGAUGGGCGGUGACGUUUAGGUUGGAGGCGAAUGAGACGCGCGGCGCGUGGGACGCGUGCGGCGACGCGCGAGACGUCUCGGGCGUUCGUUCGUGUCGAUUCGGCGUCGUCGAGGCGUACGUCGAGAAAAUGUUAGGUAAUGAAUCGUCGGUGACGAUCGGAGAGGGGUGCGAGAGCGAAAAUUUGCUCGGGAUGGGAACGGGAUCGAACGAGGCGGCGCGGGCGAGAGACGCGUGCGCUCGCGCGCUCGGCGCCGCGCUCGCCGUGAGGCACGAGUACGACGGUUCGAGGAGUCGGGAGGAGUGCGAUUUGAUUUCAAACGUUCGAAUCAAGCGCGCGUGCGCGUCGGCGGUGGACGAAGAGCUCGCGAGAAGAGAGAUUGACGACAACGCGACGGUGCCGUUUUGCGAACGCGCGCUCAAGACGCCCGUGGGAGAAGACGUCCCGUCGGAUGGCUCGUCCACGCCCGCACCUCCGCCGAGCGAACCGGUGGAUCAAGACGAAGUGGAACAUCGCAAGGAGGCGCUGCGUCGCCACGGCACUUCGGUCGGCGGCGCGCUGUGGUGGGCGUGCUUCUCUCUUCUUUCAGGUUUGGUGUGCGUCGUCACGGCGUACGUGUGGUGGCGAGACGGCGCAUUCGGACCACGUCACGCGGUCGAGUACGCCCGCGUCGGCACUCGCGAUUCUCCGAGAGCGUCCACGGAGCUCGGGGCGCUGUAG
Molecule: messenger RNA, 1323 nt
Organism: Ostreococcus tauri
Lineage: Eukaryota; Viridiplantae; Chlorophyta; Mamiellophyceae; Mamiellales; Bathycoccaceae
Product: unnamed product
Exons: 1
Coding region: 1-1323 (440 amino acids)
Source: RefSeq, a predicted model, not a curated record